Drosophila navojoa is the source of this 1620-nucleotide messenger RNA. RefSeq lists its product as uncharacterized. Lineage: Eukaryota; Metazoa; Arthropoda; Insecta; Diptera; Drosophilidae. The record is from RefSeq and is a predicted model, not a curated record.
AUGCAAAGUCAAAGACCCAUUGAGACGUUGUUGUUCAUGCAACGGGAAAAGGACUUCAACUCCUGCCUGAAUGAGCUGAAUCCGAUUGGAAUACCGGUGCUACGACUGGACGGAGCUAACGGGUUUAAGCUAGGCGAACACUUCAAUAGUGAGGCACUCGCCCUGCUCUGCAUACAGCAGCCGGAGGACGUCAUGCUGCUGCAGUGCCUGGCCGAGAUUCUGGACCGGAUCAGAGAGACGCGUGCUCUGAUCUGGUUGAAUAUUGCCGAGGCUGAUCCGGAGGAAUAUCUAGCGCUGAUAGCCGAUCGGGCAGACACCUACAAUUUGAUGAAUAUGCUGGUGCUGCACUCCAUGCCAAUGGAACUAUCGAUAAGCGCCUAUCGAUUGCAGCCUUUUCCGGAGGCGACUUUCGCGCCUCUGAAUGAUUCAGAUGGAGGUAAAAUCUUCAACCGGAUCUGGGGCGACUUUCAGCAGAGGACAGCCAUAGCCCAUCCGAGUCUACAUAUUCCCGGCAGUUUCCUGGCCAAGCACAGAGUGGGGGGCGGAAAAUACUUGGGCGGCUACAUGGAUCGACUUAUCAAGCAGUUCGCUCGAAUAUACAAUAUUCGAUUGAGAUUCAGGAGGCCGGUGAACGAGAGCAGCUGGCUAAGUGACAUGGAAAUCCGGGGUCUGGUGAGGCGGAAGGAGGUGGACUUGCCCAUGUACGGCCGGAUAUUCUCCUUCAAUACGGAGUACACCACCUACCUGGACAUCGCCCAGGUGUUCAUAGUCGUGCCGUGUGGCAAAGAGAUGCGAUUGGACGACAUCUAUAAGAGUCUACGGCCCUACUUUCUGGUCACACUGGGCGUCUAUCUGAUCUUCGCCCUGCUCGAACAGCUCCUGGAGCUGGCGAAUCAGCGGAUCGGCCGACGUGAGGGCGUGAACUGGAACUGGUUCACGUGGCUCGUCAAUCUGCGCGCCUUCGCUGGCGCCUUGGGCCUGCCCAUCGGCAUCAUCCGACGCUAUCGCAGCCUCACGAUGCGACAGUUCCUCAUGCUCAUGUACGUCUUCAGCCUGGUCUUCAGCUGCUUCUUCAGCGCCAGCCUGAGCGCCCUGCUGACCAAGCUGCCCUGCUAUCAGCACAUCCAGAACUUCGAGGAGCUCCAGCGAAGCGGCUUGCCCGUCAUGUUCGACGAGUAUGCAGCGAGCAUGAGCGAGCUGCAGGAGAAUCGCGUGCAGAUCGGACAGCUGACCAAUAAAGUUCUGGCACCCAACAUCAAGCGCAACGAUCUGAUGUUCGCCCUGGACACGCACCACGCCUACCAGACCUCCAGCCGGCUCUGGCAGAUCGUGAACAACUACCAGAGCCGCUACAGACGUAACGUCCUAUGCGCAUCCCCCGGCCUGAUCCUCUUCUAUGACUAUCCCAUUGUGGGCCUCGUGCAGAGCAACUCCGUCUUCAAGGCAACCCUGAACGAGUUCAUCUAUCGCGCCCACGACGUCGGCCUGGUCAGGCAUUGGAUCUUGGAGGCCAUGCGCAGCCUGACGGCCACCCAGAUCGAGCCCCACAACCAAACCCAUUCGUAUGCCGAGUUCACCCAGGCUCCACUCACAAAUCGCGAUCUGCUUUGGGUUUUAUAA